This is a messenger RNA of Styela clava, 1610 nucleotides long. Lineage: Eukaryota; Metazoa; Chordata; Ascidiacea; Stolidobranchia; Styelidae. The record is from RefSeq and is a predicted model, not a curated record.
GGCCCAUUCACAUCUGUUCACACCACUGCGUUGACGCACCUUCAAACCUUGUUUGUUUAACUUAAUCGUGCGUUGCUGCGUUAACGCAUCAUUUUGACGCACUGCGUCAACGCAACGAAUUCUCGAGGACACAUUCUUUUGCGUUGACGCGCUGCGUUAGUCGAGAUUUGAGUUGGAUUCAGGUGCUUUGUGAUGUGGUUUGGCGAUGACUUUAAACAAAAAUCGACGAUUGAGUUUACUGUUGUGGUUGAGAAAACGGGAGGAUAAAAAAGAGAUGGAAAAUAAGAAGGUGGUGAGGCCAUUCUAUUUUGCAUAGAAGAGAAACUAGAGGUAGGUACCGCUUACCGAUGCAGAACCGGUACUGUCUGUACCGGUACGUGUACGGUACACUGGUACGGCAGCCCUGGCACCGGUAUGCCUGUACCAUACCGUAUUUGCAGUGGUUUGUAACAAAAAUGAAAUUGCUACUUGCAUGGUUCUAGGUUUAUCUGUUAGGAUAACAAUGCAGGCUCCCUGUACUAUAAUUACAAGAAAACAUAUAACAUUGUGCUCCUGGCUAUUGUUGAUGCUUGGUAAAUAUUAAACCUGGUUUUGUAUCAUUCUAGUUAGUAUUUAUGAAAUGAAUUUUGUUACUUACCACUCGUGGUUGCUUUAUAUGAAUGAAUAAAUUGAAAACACAUUAUCUUCUAUUAUGAUUGUGUGGAUUCUACAUAGGCAUUUAAUCCAAACAGUGCCAUCAAAAACUCAACGAAAUUUAUAUUUUUCAGUUAUAAAUUCCUUGCAGUGGUCAUCGGCGCUCACGGAAGAGCAAGUGAUGGAUUUUGGACAUCGCCUGCAGAAUGGAACCUUGAGUCUACCCUCACCAAGGCCAUUGCCAUUAACGAAUGGGCCAACCGUUACCUUUGUUUUCCUUGGUGAUGAAGCGUUUCCACUGAAAGAAUAUUUGAUGAGACCAUUUCCUGGCAAUGGUCUUUCGCAAGAGAAGAAAAUUUUUAAUUAUCGCUUAUCACGCGCAAGACGAAUGGUGGAAAGCACAUUUGGAAUAUUAGCCAAUCAGUGGAGAGCUUAUCAUCACCGACCAAUACCUUUGACAUGCUGCCUCCACAAUUUUUUGAGGAGAGAUGUUGAUGGAGCUGCAACAGUUGACGAAGAUGUGAGAGUGGUCACUCAACUGCUGCAUGACAUACCCGGAAGUGGUGGCCUUGCAACACAGAACGCUCGCUCGGUGUGCAACUACUUUUCGAGGAAAGGUGCUGUGCCCAGGCAAAGGCACCAUUGCUGAUCUUUGAACAAAUGUUUAGACGAUUAAUGAAAUAGAGAGGUGUCACAAGUCCUAUACGCUAGUAGUACAAUUAGUUCGAACAAAUGUUCUCAAAUAUUUUUAUAUUUCCCCAAAUUCAAUAUUAUACAAUAGCUCGUGGAUUCUAACUUUCGCCAGUUGAAACCGUUGUACUGGUAGCCUGCAUAGAAUAGAGUAUCUACCAGGCGUCUUGCAAACUUUUCAGCAUCAAUACUUUCUGUAUGUAAAUAAAGGCAUGAUUAUUACAUUGAAAAUCUGUUGUGUGACACAAAAAGGUUUAAGGGCCUUAGAAUUAAAUACCUUUGUUGAC